Molecule: messenger RNA, 915 nt
Organism: Pneumocystis jirovecii RU7
Lineage: Eukaryota; Fungi; Ascomycota; Pneumocystomycetes; Pneumocystales; Pneumocystaceae
Exons: 9
Coding region: 1-915 (304 amino acids)
Source: RefSeq, a predicted model, not a curated record
AUGACACUUAUUGAAACAUUUUCUUCAAUAUCGCCUAUUAAUAAGUGUAUUUGCCUUAAGUCUAAAGAAAGAAACCAAGAUGCAUUUAAGUUAUUGAAAGAAAUAGAGUUAUUCACCAAACCCAUUAUGAGUUCCAGAGGAUGGAAAGUGGGUGUAUUAGCUGAAUUUUUUCCAAAAAACAAAACCUUAUUAGGAUUAAACAUAAACAAAGGAUCUAAAAUAUGUAUAAGACUAAGAACGUGUAAUGAUGAGAAUACAUUUUAUCCUUUAGAUUAUUUAAUUGAAAUAAUGUUACAUGAAUUAGUACAUAAUGUUCUCAUAAUGAAAAGUUUUAUGGAAAAUUUAUUAAAUAAAUUAAAUUCGGAAUUUAAUCAAUUAUUAUCUUCUAAAUAUUAUGAAAAGGAUGCGUAUUCUAAAAGCUCUAAACUUGAUAAAGGAUUAAAUAUUUUUACAAAUUGUAAUGGAUUGCGAUUAGGAGGCAAUGGAAAUACUGAAAAUAAAAGUUUACGAGAUUUAAUACGAGAUGCAACAGAAAAACGCAUAAAAAAUUUAAAAUGGUGUGAAUCAAAUUCAUGUAUUGUAAUUAAAGGUAAGAAAACUUUUAGUAAUUUUGAAGGAAAAGAAUUGUUUUUAAAAUCAAUAGAACCAAAUUCUAGUUUACAUAAUUCUUUAAAGAAACAAAAAAAAAUAUUUGAAUCUGAAUCUUUUCAAAGUAAUAUGGUCUCAGAAAAUCAAUGGUCUUGUUCAUUAUGCACAUUUAAAAACAAUGAAAGUUAUUUACAGUGUGAAAUGUGUUUAUUAGAGCGUUCUAACGUUUCAGAAUUUUUAAAUGAAAAAUGGAAAUGCUCUGCAUGUUUAUGUGUUAAUCAAAAAAAUCAAUAUUCUUGUGAAUUUUGCAAUACAAUACGAGCUUAA